Messenger RNA from Merops nubicus (carmine bee-eater), 1358 nucleotides. It is a transcript of the gene EDAR, whose product is annotated as ectodysplasin A receptor. Gene Ontology annotation, biological process: positive regulation of JNK cascade; positive regulation of canonical NF-kappaB signal transduction. Lineage: Eukaryota; Metazoa; Chordata; Aves; Coraciiformes; Meropidae. The transcript has 11 exons. The record is from RefSeq and is a predicted model, not a curated record. Gene Ontology annotation, cellular component: plasma membrane. Bases 12 to 1358 code for a protein of 448 amino acids. Gene Ontology annotation, molecular function: signaling receptor activity.
AUCAAGAGAGCAUGGCUCACCUGAGUGAACGUACAUGGACUCACGUGUUCCCUUUCCUGGUGGUCUCCCUGGUGUACUCUGCCAGCGCCGAAUACUCCAACUGUGGAGAGAACGAAUACUACAACCAGACCACCGGCAUGUGCCACGACUGCCCCAAGUGUGAGCCAGGGGAAGAGCCUUACAUGACCUGUGGCUACGGUACCAAGGACGAGGACUAUGGCUGCAUCCCAUGCCCCUCAGAGAAGUUCUCCAGAGGAGGUUACCAGAUCUGCAGGAGGCACAAAGACUGCGAGGGGUUUUUCCGAGCGACGGUCCUGACGCCGGGGGACCAGGAGAAUGAUGCUGAGUGUGGGCCUUGCCUCCCAGGUUACUACAUGCUGGAGAACAGACCUCGGAACAUCUAUGGGAUGGUUUGCUACUCCUGCUUGCUGGCACCUCCCCACACCAAGGAAUGUGCAGGGGCUACCUCUGGCAUUUCAGCCAUUUUCCCAAGUACCUCUGGCACAAGCACUUUCUCACCUUACCAGCAUGCUCACAAAGCAGAUCUUUCAGGACAAGGCCAUCUGGCUACAGCUCUUAUUAUUGCCAUGUCUACCAUCUUCAUAAUGGCCAUUGCCAUCGUCCUCAUCAUCAUGUUUUACAUUGUGAAAACAAAACCUUCUGCUCAAGCCUGUUGUAAGAGCCACUCAGUAAAAAAUGUGGAAGCUCAGGCUAACACUCAAGAAGAGAAGAAAGAAGUGCAAGAUAAUGUUGUGAUAUUCUCUGAGAAAGAAGAGUUUGAAAAACUGACAGCAACUCCAGCUAAGGCUGUUAAAAGUGAAAAUGAUGCCUCUUCUGAGAACGAACGACUUCUGAGCCGUAGUAUGGAUAGUGAUGAAGAGGCUGCAGUUGACAAGCAAGGAACUCCAGAGAGAUGCCUGUUAUCUUUAGUGCAUUUGGCCAGAGAUAAAUCUUCUACGAGCAAUAAAUCAACUGGGAUUCAGAGCAGAAGGAAGAAGAUACUCGAUGUGUACGCCAACGUGUGCGAUGUCGCAGAAGGUCUGAGCCCCACGGAGCUGCCCUUCGACUGCCUGGAGAAGACCAGCCGAAUGCUCAGCUCCACCUACAACACAGAGAAAGCCAUCGUGAAGACGUGGCGCCACCUGGCCGAGAGCUUUGGGCUGAAGAGGGAUGAAAUCGGGGGCAUGACAGACGGCAUGCAGCUCUUCGACCGCAUCAGCACGGCGGGGUACAGCAUCCCAGAGCUGCUCACCAAACUGGUGCAGAUCGAGCGGCUCGAUGCCGUCGAGUCCUUGUGUGCAGAUAUCCUGGAGUGGGCACAAGCAACGCCUGCUCCUGAGCCAGCAGGGACGUCCUGA